Messenger RNA from Microplitis mediator, 612 nucleotides. Its product is annotated as CCR4-NOT transcription complex subunit 6-like. NCBI's taxonomy places the organism in Eukaryota, Metazoa, Arthropoda, Insecta, Hymenoptera, Braconidae. Gene Ontology annotation, cellular component: CCR4-NOT complex; nucleus; cytoplasm. Gene Ontology annotation, molecular function: poly(A)-specific ribonuclease activity. The coding region runs from base 1 to 612 and encodes 203 amino acids. The record is from RefSeq and is a predicted model, not a curated record. Gene Ontology annotation, biological process: nuclear-transcribed mRNA poly(A) tail shortening. The transcript has 4 exons.
AUGAAUCCUUCUAUGGAAAUAUACGAUCACCUCAUCGCAGAAAACAUCAAAAAAAGUUACUGCAAUAUACAACUAGAAAAUACAGGUACAUUUUCGGUGAUGAGUUACAACGUUCUUAGUAGCUCAUACGCGGCACCAAGAAUGUAUCCGUAUUGCCCUAAAGAAUACCUCGACUGGGAAACCCGUGGGCAGAGCAUCAUAAAUGAAAUUAACGACUAUGAAUGCGAUGUGAUCUGCCUUCAGGAAGUCGAGAUGGAGGCGUUUCUUGAAUUCUUUUCGCCGAAGCUGGAAACUAAAGGGUAUAUUGGCAUUUUUGCCCCAAAAUCUCGGGCAAGAACAAUGUCAGAUACCAAACGGCGGCUUGUAGACGGUUGCGCGAUUUUUUGGAAGACCGAAAAGUUUACACUGGUAUCCCAACAGUUGAUCGAGUUCAACCAAUUGGCAAUCAAGAACAACGCAGGUUGUCAAGACAUGCUCAAUCGGGUGAUGAUUCGUGACAACAUUGGGCUGUUUGCCGUGCUGAAAACCACAGCCGCAGCAUGGCAAGAUGGUAAGUUUUUGCGAUUUUUCAAAUUUGUCUUCCAGAAAACUCAUCAGAUGUGGAGCAGCUAA